CCAUUGUCUUCCCCCAUGCCGGUUCCCAGCAGGCACACCAAUAUCGGUCGUUCUCAGAGCUGGGAUGCUGCCGGCUGGUACGAGGGCCCUUGGGACGGUGCCGAGUCCCUGCGGCCUCCCACCAGGAGGAGCUCUUUGACCUAUGGAGUGGGAGAGGGGCCCUGGGGUGAAGUGACAAACUACCGACCGCAAGACGCUGCCCUGGCCGGCGUGCCCGAACCCUGCCUGUACCGGGAGGCCUUUUAUAAUUCAGUCACCUCCAGGAAGGGCUCCGCUCCUGACUUCGCCUUCUACGACAGCAGGCAGGCGGUGAUGUCCGGGCCAGGCUCCCUGCUGCCGCGGGACUACUACAGCGACCCAUCCAGGGGCGUGCGGGGGCCCAAGGAGCCUCCCUACUAUCGAGACCCGGGAGUCAGCCGCCCGCUGCCCAGCUACGGAGCACUCAGCGGCCGGAUGCCGUGGGAUCAGGUGCAAGGCCAGUUACCUGCCCUGCAGGACGCCGGUCCCCUGUACCGGGAUCCUGCCGGUAAGAUGAUCCCACAGGGGCAGCGGACACAGAGCAGGGCCCCAUCUCCUGGACGGUACGGACGGGAACUGCCCGACUCCAGGUAUGGGGCAGAGCCACCUGCCUACCCCCACAACCAGCUCUUCAACGACAUUGGCGAGAGACCUGUGGAUUCGAAUCCCGUCCGACAGACGGCCCCGACCUGCCUGGUUGUGGACCCCGGCUCGGCUGCUGUGCCCGAGGGCAGCGCGGGGGUGACUGGAGGGAUCCUGCAUCGGGGCUACGGCCCUGCCCGGGAGAGCAUGCACUCCAAGAUGGCCUACGAGAACUACGAGGCCGACCCGUCCACGGCGCAGGGGGCCGGCGGCAAGAGGAGCGUGCUCCCCGAGUUCCUGGCCUUUCUGCGGGCAGAAGGGGUGGCCGAGGCCACCCUGGCGGCCCUGCUGCAGCAAGGCUUUGACAGCCCCGCUGUCCUGGCCACCCUGGAGGACGCGGACAUCAAGUCUGUCGCCCCCAACCUGGGCCAGGCCCGUGUGCUGAGCCGCCUGGCCAACAGCUGCAGGACCGAGAUGCAGCUGCGGAGGCAGGACCGGGCGGGCCCCCUGCCCCGGACACGGUCCAGCAGCUUCAGCCAUCGGAGCGAGCUGCUCGCCGGCGACGCUGCCCCGCACCCCCAGCCUGCGGGGCCUCUGCACGUGACAUCCCCCCGAGGAGCCGAUCCCGCCCGUCGGCCAGCCAGUGCGCCUUCACAGCACCUCUUGGAGACCGUGGCCACCUACUCAGCCCCCGGGGCAGGCGUCCAAGCCCCCCACUUCCCUUCCAACUCUGGAUACAGCUCUCCCACUGCGCUGACAGCACGCCCCGGCCCCACGUAUCCCCCGCAGGCUGGUGUGGCCUUGACUCACCCCGGCACCUCCAGCCCCCUUCACCCAGGCCCCAGAACCGCCUACUCCACGGCGUACACGGUGCCCAUGGAGCUCCUGAAGCGGGAGCGCAGCAUGGCCGCCUCUCCGCUGCCCAGCCCCCGCGGCAGCCCCCAGCUCCUGCGGAAGCCCGGGGUCCCCGCGGAGCCCUCUACCCUGCCGCCUGUCAGCCAGAGCCUGCACUCGCCUCACUCACCAUACCAGAAGGUGGCACGGAGGACGGGGGCCCCCAUCAUCGUGUCUACCAUGCUGACACCAGAACCAAGUAUCCGCCCCCAGAUCAUGAACGGCCCCCUGCACCCCCGCCCCCUGGUGGCCCUGCUGGAUGGCAGAGACUGCACCGUGGAGAUGCCCAUCCUGAAGGACCUGGCCACCGUGGCCUUCUGUGACGCGCAGUCCACGCAGGAGAUCCACGAGAAGGUGCUGAACGAGGCCGUGGGCGCCAUGAUGUACCACACCAUCACCCUCACCAGGGAGGACCUGGAGAAGUUCAAGGCCCUCAGAGUGAUCGUGCGGAUCGGGAGCGGCUACGACAACGUCGACGUCAAGGCUGCCGGCGAGCUAGGGAUCGCCGUGUGCAACAUCCCGUCUGCAGCCGUGGAAGAAACGGCCGACUCCACUAUAUGCCACGUCCUCAACCUGUACCGGCGGAACACGUGGCUCUACCAGGCGCUGCGGGAAGGCACGCGGGUGCAGAGUGUGGAGCAGAUCCGCGAGGUGGCCUCGGGGGCGGCCCGCAUUCGUGGAGAGACGCUGGGCCUCAUCGGCUUUGGUCGCACGGGGCAGGCGGUUGCUGUUCGAGCCAAGGCCUUUGGAUUCAGCGUCAUAUUUUAUGACCCCUACUUGCAGGAUGGGAUAGAGCGGUCCCUCGGCGUGCAGAGGGUCUACACCCUGCAGGACCUGCUGUACCAGAGCGACUGCGUCUCCCUGCACUGCAACCUCAACGAGCAUAACCACCACCUCAUCAAUGACUUUACCAUAAAGCAGAUGAGGCAAGGAGCGUUCCUGGUGAAUGCGGCCCGCGGGGGCCUGGUGGACGAGAAAGCCUUAGCCCAGGCCCUCAAGGAGGGCAGGAUACGAGGGGCGGCGCUCGACGUGCACGAGUCGGAGCCCUUUAGCUUUGCUCAGGGUCCGCUGAAAGACGCCCCGAACCUCAUCUGUACCCCACACACGGCCUGGUACAGCGAGCAAGCCUCACUAGAGAUGAGAGAGGCCGCCGCCACCGAGAUCCGCCGAGCAAUCACAGGCCGCAUCCCGGAGAGCUUGAGGAACUGUGUCAACAAGGAAUUCUUCGUCACUUCAGCUCCUUGGUCAGUAAUGGAUCAGCAAGCAAUUCAUCCCGAGCUCAAUGGCGCCACAUACAGAUACCCGCCGGGCAUCGUGGGCGUGGCUCCGGGAGGACUUCCUGCAGCCAUGGAAGGGAUCAUCCCCGGAGGCAUCCCCGUGACUCACAACCUCCCCACAGUAGCCCACCCCUCUCAAGCUCCCUCGCCCAACCAGCCCACAAAACACGGGGACAAUCGAGAGCACCCCAACGAGCAAUAGCAGAGAAUGCAGAACGCUGGUCACUCCACUACACUCGGGACCAAGAGACAGUGAAACAUACAUGAACUAAGAAAAGGAAUUUGACAGUCUUUUUACCUGAUUCUGGACAUACGCAUCAUUGACGCUGCAGUGUUAAACCACAGAGCGAGAAGACGGAAGACGUCGUCUGCUUACGGAAGCGUGGAAGAGACUGGACGUGACUUAUUAACGACCAACUUCUGUUAUUGUAUGUUAAGUUUUUCAUCUGUGCAUCAAAUCACAAAGAAUAAAUAGAGCUUUUUCCUU
This is a messenger RNA of Lepus europaeus (European hare), 3258 nucleotides long. RefSeq names its product C-terminal binding protein 2 (gene CTBP2). Bases 16 to 2973 code for a protein of 985 amino acids. The transcript has 9 exons. Gene Ontology annotation, molecular function: transcription corepressor activity; NAD binding; oxidoreductase activity, acting on the CH-OH group of donors, NAD or NADP as acceptor. The record is from RefSeq and is a predicted model, not a curated record. NCBI's taxonomy places the organism in Eukaryota, Metazoa, Chordata, Mammalia, Lagomorpha, Leporidae.